Molecule: messenger RNA, 1194 nt
Organism: Helianthus annuus (common sunflower)
Lineage: Eukaryota; Viridiplantae; Streptophyta; Magnoliopsida; Asterales; Asteraceae
Product: F-box protein CPR1
Exons: 1
Coding region: 1-1194 (397 amino acids)
Molecular function (GO): protein binding
Source: RefSeq, a predicted model, not a curated record
AUGUCAGACAACAUACCAUUCGAAAUCCAAACGGAAAUCAUCAAAAGACUUCCCGUCAUAUCGUUGAUUCAAUUCCGAACCGUCUCCAAACCCUGGAAGUCUCUCAUCGACAGCUCUCCUUUCAUAAACCAUUAUAACACCCAAAACACACAGAAGCAACGUCUCCUUCUAACGUACGAUGACCCACUUGAUUCAGAGAAAAAAUAUGUUUCAAUUGCUGAUGACGACGACACGUUCCCCCACCAGAAGCUCUCCUACUCUUUUCCCCUGUUGGCUAAGCAACUUCAACAUUCUUCCAUAAUUGGUACCUCACACGGGUUGGUAUGUUUGUACGGAUCUGAUGCUUCUGGAAAGGACAUGGCUGUUGUUUGUAAUCUUUCUAUUAGGAAAGCUGUUGGUGUUAUUGUGCCUAAUCUGCCAAGUGGGACUACAUACGGAAUAGUUGUAGGUUUUGGGGUUUGUGGUGAGACUAAUGACCCUAAGAUAGUCAAGAUUACCUAUAUUAUUGAUAGGUGGAUCGAUAUAGAAAGUGUAAGUAGCAUCCCGUGGCAGGUUGAGGUUUUUACAUUGAGCACGGGGGCUUGGAGAGCUCCGUAUAGCAACAGUCUCCCUAGUAGAUCAUUUCACUUUAAUAUGGAUUCGGUAGUCAUAGACGGAGUUCUUUAUUGGCUUGCUCUUGAUGGGAUUAAUACGGGUCGUGGUCGUAUUUAUUAUAACCUGAUUGUUACAUUUGAUUUGACAAGUGAAGAAUUUGGAGAACUACAUCUCCCGGACAGUUUAGCCAACGCGGAUGAUUAUAAUUUGUCCAUCUCUAAGCUAAGCAAGUCUCUUGUUGUGAUUAAAACCUUUAUGAAUGAUGCAGGUUUUGGUGUAUGGGUGAUGCUAGAUAGUGUCCCAAAGUCAUUUGUAAGGAUAUUCACUGUUAAAUCGCCAGAUUUAUCUGUCAUGGGAUUUAGGAAGAACGGUGAACCUAUAAUUGAAAGUGUAGAACAUCAUCCUGGACAGCGUGAUCGUUCAGUGCUUGUUGUGUUUGACCCCGAUUCAAAAGACAUCAAUGAUUUUGAGAUUAAUGCAUCCGCCCAUUCAUUUUGUGUGUAUCCUCACAUUGAAACACUACUUCUGCUUGAUCAACCAGAAUUUGUUAUUUAUGACCAAGGUAAAGCUACAUUGCAAAGCGGAGAGCUAAAAGCAUAA